Molecule: messenger RNA, 4824 nt
Organism: Strongylocentrotus purpuratus (purple sea urchin)
Lineage: Eukaryota; Metazoa; Echinodermata; Echinoidea; Camarodonta; Strongylocentrotidae
Product: protein piccolo-like
Exons: 24
Coding region: 36-3905 (1289 amino acids)
Biological process (GO): presynaptic active zone assembly; protein localization to synapse
Cellular component (GO): cytoskeleton of presynaptic active zone; GABA-ergic synapse; membrane
Molecular function (GO): protein binding; structural constituent of presynaptic active zone
Source: RefSeq, a predicted model, not a curated record
UACACCAGAAUGUGUCUGAUCGACGUGCAGGAGGCAUGAGCGAUAAAAGGUCGCUCUCCUAUGACUCCUCAUCGAAAACGAAAAGGGGGUCUUCUAACCACUCUCGGGGUAAAGAAUCGUCCAAUGCUACGUCGGAUGAUGUGGAGCGCCUGAGCAAGGAGGGUGAACUUAUAGAGAGAAAGAUUCGGGAGCAGAGCGAGAAACAAUUCCGUCAAGAGCUGGAUAGAAGACGACGUCAGAUGGAGGAAUCAGCAAGGAAACUAGAGGAGCUCAAAACUAGAAGACAAUCGGACUGGAGUUCGAGUGGGUCAACGACCAGCGACCCCAUCAUAUCAGCAAGUCAUAGUCUCGAGACGCUCAAGGCAGCAUACGAGGCGGACUCCUCGGCGAAUGAAUCUGUGCGCUACGAGGGACAAGAACCAGUCACCUACCCUCGUGCCAAGCUCAAGCGUGGAUCACCGUUUCAUUAUUCGUCGCCUCAACUGACUGAUCGUGAACGAGGAAUCCGUCGAGAUCAGCAGGGUCUUAUUCUACCGAUCACCGACGGCCAUAGAGAACGAGAUGGUGGAGUCAGCGACAGCUUGAGCGAUUCAGGAAUCCCGUCACGACAAGGGAGUAUCAACAGAGGAGAGAGACCGCAGAGACCGAGGAUGAUGUCUAGAGAGAGUAGUCUUGAUAGUACCAACAGCGAGAUGCGGCUCUUCUCGGAUCAAGAUGAAAAUGUCUUAUAUGACGACACAGUCACUCCGGAGAAAGCAAUUGAGUUUCGUCGUCCAGAGCCUCCUUUACCACGCGUCCAUGACAACCACCGGGCUCGUUCUCAAGAUCGUGAUACCCAUCGUACCCAUCCUCAUGAUCGUGACUCCAAUCGUGCCCGUUCCAAUGACAGGGAUACACGUAGGGGUACGACUGAUGAAGAAUGGGAUUCAUCUGAAGGUGGACAAUCAGCCAUACCACCACAGACCAGUCGUUCGUCUCGUCAAAGUCGUCCCUUGGACGUGCCUCUCGAUCAGAGGGUGAAACGACAUCCUGAAGAUUAUUACUACAGUGAUCAAGAAAUCCGGGUGAAGGCUACUGAGUGGUCAAGGCGAGCUGAAGACAGUGAUGAUAACGAAGUCGAGCGUCGACUACGUGCCCAGUAUCACGACGAACAGUUCCAAUAUCCUCAUGGACCACAACCACCACGCGGAGGUGAGCCUUCUCCGCAAGCUAGUGUUGGUCGGAAGUACCGCCUUGAGAGAGACCCUCGUGACCGGACUAACCGCGGUAAUGGACUUGGUAUGAGAGUGGUAGGCGGUAAACGGAUGCCGGGUAGUGAUCAGCUGGUUGCCUAUGUAGCGGAAAUUCAUCGUGGUGGAGUAGCAGAGAAAACAGAGGGUCUACGAGAAGGGGAUCAGGUGUUGGAUUGGUGUGGCAUCUCACUGACAGGGCGUACCUAUGAAGAGGUUCAACGCAUCGUGAAAUCGUCGGAGAAGCAAACUGAAGUGCUAUUAAAAUGCGGUCCAAAUUUGCUUGAUUCACCGAGACCACGCGCUCGACUGCCUAACGGAGAACCACCACCACCACCGCCACCUCCACCUCCCCCUAUACCACCAGGUGGAUAUAGGAGGGGUGAAUAUGGAGGAGGAGUAGAUCCUAGGAUGCUGACUGAGAGACUAGAAGGCAUCACUUAUCCAUCUUACGGUCCUAGCUCGGUCUCGCCUUCAGAUAGCAGCUACUCAUCACAUAGAAGAGGGAGAGGAAGGAAAGUCACUGGAGAGAUCCAACUUCAAGUUGCCUACGACAACCAUCGCACAGAGCUAUUGGUUGGUAUUUUAAGAGGGCGUGGCUUGACAGCUCGAGAUUCGACCAAUCUAGCAGACCCUUACGUCAGUGUGUGCCUACUACCCUCAAGGGGUCCAGAAGACAGACAAAGAUCUCGUUACGUGCCUAGAACACUCACGCCAGAAUGGAAUCAAUCUAUCAUAUUCCGUAACCUAAGACACAGUCAGAUUAGAUCCAGAACCAUCGAGGUCAAUGUAUGGGACUACGACAGAAGUUCCACUAGUGAAUUUAUGGGACAGGUAAUCUUGGAUCUCUCUGACGAGCGUCUACUGACAAACCGUCCUCGUUGGUACCGAUUGCUGGAUGUACCAAUGCAAGGUGGCCAGGUACCAGGGAACUCUACUGUGAUGACACCGCCAUCAUCUUCACCAGGGAGUAGACAAGGGGGUAGAAGAGCUCAUCAUGAUCAAAGGUCUUCUGAUAGCAGAGGGGAACCACGAUCAAGAAGGUCGAGUGCUGAUCGUAAUACCUUUGAUCCAAGAGGCGGCGGCGGCGGUGGAAACCACAUGGGCGGACGGACCGGUAGUCGAGGAGACGUUAGCAAUGGUGAUCGGGGACGAGAUGUGAGAGGCGGUAGUGGCAACGGGUAUGAUAGACCCCCUCGUUACUCAGGCCACCACCACCAUCACCCCGAGUCAGAUUCACCUAGCUCAAGAUCGUCCGGCUAUGAGUACGAUACCGAUCGGUCAUCGCAGAGUGACCGUUCGAUUUCGUCAACGCAAGAGCACCAUCGAACUAAAAAACUUGACACCAAUCAACCUCAAACUAGAUCCCACGUUCAUUUCAGUCGUACACAUGAGAACGACAGAUAUAAACGAGAUAUGAACUCCUUACCAGAAACAAUCCCAGAAGCCCCUAGUGUAGAGACCCUGCCCCCAACCACUACAGUGAGUACCUCAGUCAAGAUAACCGUCACAGCUAAACCAAUGUGUAGUCUAGCAGGACAGAGAACCAGUAGCAUGCAGUCGGUUGUCAAUGGAAACGGAAGGGUUGUCACAUCCCUAUCAGAUAGUAACGGUAUUGCAACGAAGACCUCCUUUGAGCAGCGUCCUGUAAUACGAGUAGAUGAAUGUACCGAGGGGAAGGGUGAGAGAGAGCCAGAGCGACAGCAAGCUAGCAGUAGGGUUCCUCCUCUUUCCAUCUUUAACUAUACAAGCACAGAUCCAGCAUUAAGAGCACAAGGGAGCCAGCUGUCUAAAUCAGGACCGAUACCAAGCCAAGAGCAGACAGGGACGAACCAUCGUGAAGCUAUCAUCCACGGUGAUCCAGGGCAAACCAAUAGUCUAAAGCUUACUCCGAUCAAGAAUGGUACGUCAUCAACACACUAUCGAUCUACUGGUAAUCUAGAGAUGACGCGAUCACUUCCAUCUAGUAGCAAAAGAGCAGAAUCAGUAGCUGAAAUAGGCAACACAGAUAGCCCAGAUAUUGCCGAGAAGAAUCUACAAAAUCACAAGAAGACGUCAGAAGUAGACAGAUAUUCACCAUGGAUAGAGAAGCAGAAGACGCCACCUCCACACCAGGCACUGAUAGAGAGUGUCUCAGAACUACCCAUGAAGAGCCAAAUGAAAGCAACGCUGGUGACGAGGUUGGCACGAGGUGAUCUCGGGCCUGGUCAAGUGGUCGAUCCAGAAAUGCCUAGACAAGUCGAUCUCAUUCUCUUAAGAGGAGAAUACGAGAUAUCGGGCGAGAUGAAGAUAGGAUUCCGUCGUGAGCUGAAGACAGAAGGACAGAACCUCUACGUCCAGAUCUUUCAAUGCAGAAAGAUAAGACAUAAAGGCAAACCCAUGGAUCAUCCUGAUCUGUACGUGAAGGCAUACGUGGUGAUGGGAGAGAGGAAGAUUACGAAGAAGAAGACUCGAGUUUGUCGGCAGGAAAAAGAUCCUACCUUCAACGAGGUCUUCGUCUACCAUACUGAUGUGAAGGGAAUCGCUAUUGAGGUAUCUUUGUGGGCUGCUGGAGGUCGCUUCGGUCGGAAUACCUUGAUCGGGGAGGCAUUGAUCUGGUUGGAUGAUCUAAAACUGGAUCAGAGUGAGGUAGUUGGCUGGUACAAGCUUCUCUUAUCAACCUCGGCACCCAGCUAGCAACUACAGAACGCAGGCGGUAUGUUAGCCGUCUGCUGCCCGAGCCUUUUCACCCAGUGCUUGUUUCUUUUGCUCUAUUGGUGAUUUCGUUUGCGGCAGCCGAUUGCAAUAUACUGCAUUUCAUUUGUGUUCAUAAUUUUGGGCAUUUUGCAUGUUUAUUUGAUUCGUAACAUUUUCAACUUUACAGUUUUGAAAUUUGGUAUUAAAUUUAUAUUUAUCUUCAUAAAAAGGUAAUGUUCGUUCAAAGAUUGAUAGCAACCAAUAAAUUAUAUCACAUCAAAUUGUGCUAAACAUGAUAAUGAUAGUACAUGACUUUUGGCAUGUUCUAAAAUCCAAGUGUGCUCUGGUUAACUGUAAUAUUUGUCCAGUAGCCAAGCCGUGUUAUGUUAGGCACCUACUUUUUCGAAAUUACUGAGGAUAGGUGGUAUAAUAAGGUGUCCGGUCGCGAGCUCAAAUUAGGCCAUAUAAUUCAUCUCAUUCUUGUCAGUUUGUUACAUUUCGACCUUCAUCAAAGUCAUAACCAUAAAGCACCUUUUACUAAUGUUAUCAUCAUCAUUAUUGUUGUGUUAGUUCUACCUUACUUUGGAACUGCUUCUUUCAAGAAGGAAUUAAUCAGCCCGUUUUGCAAGAUUAAAAAUCAGAACACUGUUUUACAACUUGUCACCUGCCUUUGCUAACAAAACGAUUAACCUUGUUCCUUUAUCAAAGUGAUUUCCCCAAAACAAUCCUAGUUAUAUAUGAAUAAAAAUGCAUGAAAUUUUGAUAUCUCAAUGCACAGUGACACAAGGAGGCGUGACCUAUUGACUUUAUAGAAAAUAUAUGUUUUUCCAUCUUUGUAUUUCGCUGUACGUCAGUUAGCAUGAUUAAACAUUUCUGACAGUCAAAACGUAAGUUGAAUGAAAAUGCAUAUAUUCAUUGU